AAGCCGCUGGAGCAGCAGCAGGGUGGGCAUCGCCGCUGGGAGCCCGCGGGCCGCUGGCAUUGGCGGUGGCAUCUCAGCGCUGGAGCAUGGUGCUGUGAGGACGGGCAGACCCUGCCCAGUGCCCUGUGCCAGCAUGAGGGCUGCCCCUGGCCACUGGCUGUCCCUGGCCACACUCCUGCUCUGCCUCCUCCUGCAGCAGCUGGGCAGCAGCAGGGCAUGGAAGCAGCACGCCCCACGCCUCCGCCUCGCCUACAAAGACCUGCUGAAAUCCAACAGCUCUCGCCUGCUGCUGGCCUCAGGGGAUGGGUUGGAUUUCCAAGCCCUCUUGGUGGAUGAAGACAGGGCCUGGCUGAUGGUGGGAGCAAAAAACCAUAUCUUCCUUCUCCACCUGGACCAUCCCAGCAGAGAGCCUGAGAAGAUUUUCUGGCCAGCCCCCAGGGAGCAGGUCGAGCACUGCCAGCUGGCAGGGAAGAACGUGGAGACCGAGUGUGCCAACUUCAUCCGCCUCCUGCAGCCCUACAACCAGAGCCACGUGUUCGCCUGCGGCACCGGCUCCUACCAGCCCGUCUGUGCCUUCAUCCAGCUGGGAGCCCGGGGCAAGGGUGCCCGGGCUCCCCGCAUGCAGCUGGUGACCCACUCCUUGGAAUCGGGGCGAGGACGGUGCCCCUACAGCCCCCACGAGCCCUUCACGGGACUCCUCAUCGGUGGGGAGCUGUAUUCAGGCACCUCCAGUGACUUCAUGGGCAGCAGCGCUGCCUUCUUCCGGACCUGGGUGCAUGGGGCUGAGCAGAGCUACAUCCGCACGGAGCAGAACCAGGACCACUGGCUGCACGAGCCUGUGUUUGUUGGUGCCUACACCAUCCCUGAUACCUACAACCCCAAUGAUGAUAAAGUCUACAUCUUCUUCCGUGAGACGGCCAUGGACGCUGGGCAGUGGGAGCAGCGGCACAUCCACGCCAGGGUGGCCAGGGUCUGCAAGAACGAUGUUGGAGGGAAGCGCGGCCUCAUCAACCGCUGGAGCACGUUCCUGAAGGCCCGCCUGGUGUGCUCCAUCCCGGGGCCGCAGGGCACUGAGACCCACUUCGACCAGCUGGAGGAUGUUUUCCUGCUGCGCACCCGCGACCCCCAGAACCCCCUUGUCUUUGGGCUCUUCACGGUCUCCAGCGGCGUCUUCAGUGGCUCUGCCGUCUGCGUCUACUCCAUGGCUGCCGUGAGAGCCGCCUUCAGCGGCCCCUUCGCACACAAGGAGGGAUUCGACUACCGCUGGGUGGAAUACAAGGGCCGUGUCCCCUACCCCCGCCCCGGCACGUGCCCCAGCGAGACCUACGACCCCCUCCUGCAGUCCACCAAGGACUUCCCUGACGAGCUGAUCAGCUUCAUGCGCAGCCACCAGCUGAUGUGGGAGCCCGUGUACCCGCAGGGCCGGCAGCCCGUGCUGCUCCGGGUCAAUGUGCCCUACCGGCUGCGGCGGCUGCUGGUGCACCGGCUGGACACGGAGAGCCGCGACUACGACGUGCUCUUCCUGGGCACAGAUGACGGCAAAGUCCUGAAGGUGGCCCUGGCCGGCGGGGCGAGCCGCAGUCCCGAGGUGAUCAGUCUGGAGGAGAUCAGCGUCACUAAGGUACCUUCUCCCAUCCUGGACAUGAAGUUAUCACCAAAGCGGCAGGAGCUGUUUGUGAGCAGCACCCAUGGGCUGCUCCAGCUCUCCCUGUACCGAUGUGAGCUCUACGGCAAAACCUGCACCGACUGCUGCCUGGCCAGGGAUCCCUACUGCACCUGGGACAGCAAGACCUGCGCCCCACACCUGCUCACCGAAAAGAGGCGUGCCCGCUGCCAGGACGCGCUGAAAGCUGACCCGCUCAGCCAGUGCCAGGACACGGCAGAGGGGACAGCCGCGGUGGACAAGGUGGUUUUUGGCGUGGAGAAGAACUCGACCUUCCUGGAGUGCCUGGCGCGCUCCCCGCAGAUCACGGUGCGCUGGCUGGUGCGGCGCGGCGAGGAGACGGCCCCGAGCGAGGUCAGGAACAACGGACGUUUCUUGGUGCUGGAGCAAGGGCUGCUGAUCCGCCAGCUGUCGAGGGAGGACGUGGGCACCUACGAGUGCCAGGCGGUGGAGCGCUCCUUCUCCCGGCUCCUCACCCGCUACAGCCUCCGCCUCAUCCGGCAUGAGGCCGCGGAGCUGCCCCCGUACAAACGGAGCAAGGAGCCGGGAGGGACCCAGCAGAGCCCCCGGCCCCGGACUGAGCUGCAGCCGGGCUCCAAGGGCUUCCCGCGGGCCCUGGGCGCCCCGGGCACCAGCCUGGAUGCCUACUGCAAUGCCCUGCGGCUGCAGGAGCGGCAGCGGCAGCGGGCCUGGCACAAGUGGCAGCACCAGGCCCCGGACAGCAAGAACGGCCGGGUGCGGAGGCACCCGCAGCGCCUGUGAGGGCAGAGGGGGCCCGGGCUGCCCACAGCUCCCUCCCCGGUCUCUCCAGGGCCCUCCUCGCACGUCGGCACCAGCUCCGGGACACUCUGGCCUUGCCGUGCAGAGCCGCCUCGCUGUUACUACCUCAGCCCCCGCCAGCCCCGCCGCCUCUCCGCGCCCCACGGGGCACCGGGGCCCAGGCAUGCAGCCCGCGCCGCCUCCCCGAGGCUCAGAGCUAUUUACCUGCACAAUAUUUAUUGUCCUUGCUUUCCCUGGCUUUGACUGACGAUCAGCCGCAGCAAUAAUAAGCACAGAGAACAGGGAGGGGCAAGGGCCAGCCGUGUGAUGCCUCCCUCGGCUCCGGAGGCAGCAGGAUUUUCACCUGGGUGGCUGCCGAGGUGUGGAUGGAGCCCAGGUGCUGCUGGAAGCAGCAGGACACAGUUGCUGGCUGAGGCUGGGCCCCAGAUGUGCAGAGAUGCUCAUGCCCAGCCCAGCUCCAACCCACUUCAAACGACACCACUUUCCUUUUUUCAUUUUGACAUUUAUUUUACUGGGAAAAAAAAAAAAAGGAGAAGCAACAGGCAGUUAUACCAACUUACAAUUUAUUAUUUUUUUAAAAAAUGACAUGAAACACAAGUAAAAAUAAAUACAUCAUAUAAACAACAAAUUGUUCAAAGUCUCUGUUCUGGGAGAUCAGGCGAGCACAUCCCGUUAGACAGAGAGAAGAGGGAAGCACAUGAUCAUGCGUGGGGCCAACCGACCGACCCGCCCGGUAGCAAUACUCUUUCCAACCACAACAAGACAGGCCACAAACUAAGGCGGUAGUAAAAAAAGAAAAGAAAAGAAAAAAAAAAACAAAGAAAAAGAAA
Melospiza melodia melodia is the source of this 3273-nucleotide messenger RNA. Its product is annotated as semaphorin-3D-like. The transcript is spliced from 18 exons. The record is from RefSeq and is a predicted model, not a curated record. The coding region runs from base 134 to 2425 and encodes 763 amino acids. Gene Ontology annotation, molecular function: chemorepellent activity; semaphorin receptor binding. Gene Ontology annotation, cellular component: plasma membrane. NCBI's taxonomy places the organism in Eukaryota, Metazoa, Chordata, Aves, Passeriformes, Passerellidae. Gene Ontology annotation, biological process: neural crest cell migration; negative chemotaxis; negative regulation of axon extension involved in axon guidance.